Molecule: messenger RNA, 450 nt
Organism: Tetrahymena thermophila SB210
Lineage: Eukaryota; Ciliophora; Oligohymenophorea; Hymenostomatida; Tetrahymenidae
Product: transmembrane protein
Exons: 1
Biological process (GO): non-motile cilium assembly
Cellular component (GO): ciliary transition zone
Source: RefSeq, a predicted model, not a curated record
AUGUCAAGCUCAUAAAAAAUUAGAGAUAGCGUUUAGCCUUUAAGUUCACCAUUUUUAUAAUCAAUGAUCUACUUUGAUUAAAUUUAUACUGUCCUAUAUUUCUUUUUAGAAGGCUGCAUAUUCUUCUAUAAGGGGUUUGGUCUGUACUAUCCCUCAUCUACUAUUGAAUAAGAUAUUGUAUUACUUGUGGCGUUCGGAAUAUGCGAAAUAAUUAGACUCUAAAUGGGUUCAGUUGGUAAUAAAACAGAAUCUACCUCUCAUAUAGUUUGGUUUUUGCUUGUUAACUUACCUGCAAUUGCUGGCUAUUUUUACUUUCUUUUAUUGUAAACAUAUUCUUUAAUGAUCGAAUUAAUUAUGGCAAUAAUUGGUUUAAUCUUUAUUUUAUUCGAAUUAAUCUGGGCUUUCUCUGCUCUCACUAGUUUUAAAAACUUUGAAAAGCAAUAAUACUGA